CUAAAAUCAUAUAUAAUUGAAAAAAUAAUUUUAAAAUGCAAGCAUCUGAAUUUGAAGAGGAUGAUUUUGAAUAUGACGACGACAAUGUUAGCAUGUUUGAAGGUAGCGAAAUGUCAACAAGUGCAAUGGGCGAUUAUUCUGAUUUUGAGACUUCCUCCAAAGAUUCAGACUUUUCUAUGAAUAAUGACAAUGAUGAUAGUAACAACGAGGAAGACAUUGCAUAUGAUGAUGACGAUAUGUUUACGGAUACCAGUCAUAAGAAAAAAACGUAUCAGGUUGAUUUUUCUACCAAAAAUAUUGAACAGAUUACGAAAAUGCAGAUUGAAACAAUAGAUCAAGUAUCAACUUUAUUAGAGUUGAAAAGAGAAGAUACAGCAACUUUACUCCGUUACUUUAAAUGGAACAAAGAAAAAUUGGUCGAAAAAUAUAUGGACUCCCCUGAUAAAAUAUUGGAAUUGGCUGGUAUCACAAACGACCUUGUUAUUAUGAAAAAUAGUGAAAUAUCAUCUACUGCAGAAGAGGAAUCAUUUAUGUGUGAUAUAUGUUGUGAUGAUGAUUUGGACAUGGAGAUCAUUGGACUUGCCUGUGGCCAUAGGUUCUGUAAGAAUUGUGUGGUGGUCUACACAAGUCAAAAGAUCAAAAAUAGUGAGAAUAAGCCGAUUCAAUGUCCCCAAGAUGGAUGUAGUGUCACAAUGGAUGAAAAAAUAAUUGGUUUGUUAGUCCAGCCUGAAAUAAAUAAAAGAUACAAAGAAUUAUUGAAUCGCUCUUAUGUCGACGAUAAUAACUCUUUACGAUGGUGUCCUGCGCCUGAUUGUGAAUACGCUAUCGAAUGCCAUAUACCCAGCACCUCUCUUACUUCUAUAGUUCCUACUGUUGUAUGCCACUGUGGAUACUUAAUGUGCUUUGGUUGUGGACUACCUAAUCAUCAGCCAGCUAUAUGUCCCAUUGUUAAGAAAUGGCUCAAAAAAUGUAAGGAUGACUCUGAAACUGCUAACUGGAUAUCCGCCAACACAAAAGAAUGUACUAAGUGCCAAUCCACUAUCGAGAAAAAUGGCGGUUGUAACCAUAUGACUUGUAGAAAAUGCCGAUAUGAGUUUUGUUGGGUGUGCAUGGGCCCCUGGUCUGAGCAUGGCACAGCAUGGUAUAAUUGUAACAGAUUUGAUGAAUCAAGCAACAGUACCAAAGAAUCACAAUCUAAAUCCAGAGCCAGUCUUGAACGUUAUUUGCAUUACUACAACCGAUUCGCAAACCAUGAACAAUCAGCAAAGCUAGAAGAAGAGCUUUAUAUCAAGACGGAGAAAAAGAUGGAAGAGCUACAAAAAUCAAGUGAUCUUUCUUGGAUUGAGGUCCAAUUUCUCAGAAGAGCAGUUGACGUUACCGUUAAAUGUAGAACAACUCUCAAGUGGACUUAUGUCUUUGCUUUUUAUUUAGAAAAGACAAACGCAACAGCUUUAUUUGAAGACAAUCAAAGAGAUUUAGAAAUGGCUACUGAGCAAUUAUCCGAACUUUUGGAGAAACCCCUUCAACCAGACGAAAUAUCCAGCUUAAGACAAGCGGUUCUUGAUAAGUCUGUUUAUGUAAAUCAAAGACAGGAGGUUUUGCUGGAGGAUACAGCACGAGGACUCCAAGAUGGCAGAUGGUCUUUUUUUGUUGACAUUAAUAAUUAAUUCAGAUAUUUUGCACAAAUAAGACCACGUUCACAAAUAUUAACUUUGAAACAACCAAUAAAUGUAAGACCCUUUACCUAAGCUA
Molecule: messenger RNA, 1752 nt
Organism: Mucor mucedo
Lineage: Eukaryota; Fungi; Mucoromycota; Mucoromycetes; Mucorales; Mucoraceae
Exons: 8
Biological process (GO): positive regulation of proteasomal ubiquitin-dependent protein catabolic process; ubiquitin-dependent protein catabolic process; protein polyubiquitination
Cellular component (GO): cytoplasm; ubiquitin ligase complex
Molecular function (GO): ubiquitin conjugating enzyme binding; ubiquitin protein ligase activity; zinc ion binding
Source: RefSeq, a predicted model, not a curated record